AUGCAGUCUGGCAGAUGUAAGCAGGAAGCUUCGGGAAGCGAGGAUGAGAAUGCAGAUGUUAGUGCGGGCACUUUGGAUGGAGUGGAGACAUUUGGGAGAAUGAUGGUGCUUGCUCCUGCGUUGCUCAAAAAGCUUCCAAGGAUGCUGCCCGAGGAUGCGGCGGCGGCUUGUAGAGCGCUUUCACGAACCAAGUUUUUCGACAAUGAUAUCAUCAGGUCCGUCAGACUGCGUGUGUAG
This is a messenger RNA of Symbiodinium natans, 237 nucleotides long. NCBI's taxonomy places the organism in Eukaryota, Dinophyceae, Suessiales, Symbiodiniaceae. The record is from the annotation of a GenBank genome assembly.